GGAAACCGUAUUCGCGGGGUCGACGUACGGUGAAGUGGAAUUCCUAUUUGCGGUAUCCGCGGAAUAGGCCCCACCUACGCUCUCUCUGACCAUCCGUAAGGCACGUAGACGUAAACCUGGAAAUGUAUCUCGGAGAUCGCCCGCCGGUGCCAGCGUCUCCUUCGGUAUCGUCUGCUAGAGAUUUGCGUUAUGAAUUCCGGGAUGAAAAUACGAGGGCUGUAGUUUAGCUGCGGCGGUUGGAAAAGUGAAGCGAGAUGAAUUCUCAGAAUCGUUGGUGAAUUCUGUUUGGUGCCUCACUGAAACCUGCAGAGACCACAAGGGGAAUGGCUGUUGCAGAUUUUCUAUUUUCUGUCUUGUGUAGUAAGAUUCGAGAAGGGCUUUCCGAUCCAGAAGGCAUCCAGACUUGAAAAAAGACAGCAGCUCUCCGGACCGAUCCGUUAGGCGGAUUUUCUUCAAUGCGGUAUUUGGAUUCCUGUCCAACGUGCUCCCGCGUUCCCGCGUUUCUGGAAGCGGUCUGUCGCUGAGGCUGUCUCCCCUGGCAUGUGCGCUGUGUCUGGAACCUUGGGAAAGUUUCUAGUGGAGCCCCUCACACGUGACCAGACUCCUGUCCACUGUGGACUUCCAAAGGCCCCAUUCUGCAUCUGAGAAAAUAAUGUGACCCCCGUGAACUUUUGCAGACCUACCAGAGGGGAAGUGCUCACUCUGAGAAGAAAGUGGCUCUUUUCCCUUCCUCUCAGAGCAGACUCUCCUCAGCUCUGAACGUUCAAAAAUGCCAGCCAAGACCCCGAUUUACCUGAAAGCGGCCAACAACAAGAAAGGGAAGAAAUUCAAACUGAGAGACAUCCUGUCUCCGGACAUGAUCAGCCCUCCUUUGGGAGACUUCCGGCACACUAUCCACAUCGGGAAAGAGGGCCAUCACGACGUCUUCGGCGACAUUUCGUUUCUCCAAGGCAAUUACGAGCUCCUGCCCGGAAGUCGGGAGGAGAAGACGAGAAUCGGCCAGUUCCCGGCACACAACGAGUUCCUGAGAGCCAACAGCACCUCGGAUUCUGUGUUUACGGAAACCCCCUCGCCCGUGCUCAAAAACGCCAUCUCCCUGCCGGCCAUCGGCGGCUCCCAAGCCCUGACUCUGCCCCUGCUGUCCCCUGUGACAUUUAACUCCCAGACGGACACCUUGGCCGCUGGCAGGUUCCCGAGACUGAUUUGCGAGCCGGUCGCUGAAGAGAAGCUUCAGGAGAAAAGCCGACCGGGGGAGGACGCAACGCCGCGGCGGGCCGACGCGCCGUGGAAGCCCAACGGCACCGCUUCCCGGUACAGUAACGGACGGGACAGCCCCUCGUCCACCCUCUCCGACCAGUACGCCGACUGGCUGAACGACGAGCUCUCGGACGACGGCCCCCUCCCAGGAGGCCUCGGGAAGGGCAAGUCCGAAUCGGAGCCGUCCCUUUCCGAGAUGACCGGCUCGCUCCUCUCGCUGCAGCUCGACCUUGGGCCCUCGCUGCUGGACGAAGUCCUGAACGUCAUGGACAAGAAUAAGUCGUAGGACCGACGGCCCUGAUGCCCCCACUCCAUCCCCGCCAUGCAGCUCGGGGGGACAGGAGAGCAGCCACGGCAGACAAAAAACAGAAGGCCGAAAAGCAUAGAUUGAAAAGAGGCCUCACCGACUGUUUUCCAGUGGUCUGACGGGUUUUCUUAAAGAGUGUUACGACAAAAAUAUUUUUUUACUUAUGUAUUUCACAUUUGCAAUCUGGUAAAACUCUCCCGGCGAGAAGAGGAAACGAGUCUGACCCGGUUUCUCGCCAGGUUGGAUGAGCUCUGGCGUUGGUGGGUGCACACGCCACACACACGAGGAAUCCGGCUCGGGCCGACACCAGCCGACUCGCUCGCUUUGAGGAAACCUUUCCGUGCUCAUUUUUCCCCAAGAUUUCCAGCUGGGCUGUGUGCAGAAUGAGGGAUGGCACGCUCUUACUUUCACCAUUAUUUAACAUCCGGGCCUCUCUCUUGAGAGGUGGACCGUAUCUCUGUUGCGCCUGCACGCCGAUCCUGCAGGGUCGAAACUCUUGCUCUGCCUUGCUUAUCGAACACAGCCUUCCUGCUGUUCAUCAAUCGUUCAUUGUCAGUCUGUGGGUGCUUACUCUGUGCGGGGCACUGUACCGAGCGCUUGGGAGAAUACAGUGCAACUGAGUCGGUAGUCACGUUCCCUGCCCACAACGAAUUUCCAGUCUGGAUAUCUCUAUCUGCAGAUUUGGACUGUCGGGGACCUGUGGUGAUGAUGGCACAGGCGGAGCAUUUACUGUAACUAAAUUAUUUUUAAAGUUGAAAUAUAUUUUUAUGUGCCUUUGGCUUUUUAUCACAGAGUCUACAUUUUAUAGGGAUUGCAUCAACAAGUUGUGGUUUGGCUCGUGUCCACUGAUGGUCCGUUGUAAAUUUUGUGUGCACGCGCGCGUGUGUGUUUGAGACAGCAACUCGUAAUACUCAACUUUACCUUUGUCUAUAUAUAUCAUAAAUGCUUAUCUGCCAAGGACGGGUUGGGAUGUUUAAAGAAGGCACCGGUUACUCACGAGGCUUCUGCCGAGAUAGGCGGUGACACCUUUAUGAUGUUUUUGGAAAUGGGGAUGGUUCAGUACAUCCUUGCAGUGCGUAGGUACUUCAUGCAACACAAUAAAGAGUUAAUGUUGAACAGUACCCUCCUUUUUGACUAUAAAUAUGCAGGGAGGGCAUGAACUAUUUGCUGUGGAUCCAGCUCCCACGAGAACCUCAUUUGAAUGAAUAAAACAACCAGCUUUGCUGAA
This is a messenger RNA of Ornithorhynchus anatinus (platypus), 2792 nucleotides long. It is a transcript of the gene CDC42EP3, whose product is annotated as CDC42 effector protein 3. The record is from RefSeq and is a predicted model, not a curated record. Lineage: Eukaryota; Metazoa; Chordata; Mammalia; Monotremata; Ornithorhynchidae. The transcript has 2 exons. Bases 770 to 1543 code for a protein of 257 amino acids.